Arachis duranensis is the source of this 2245-nucleotide messenger RNA. RefSeq lists its product as uncharacterized. The transcript has 13 exons. The coding region runs from base 544 to 2052 and encodes 502 amino acids. Lineage: Eukaryota; Viridiplantae; Streptophyta; Magnoliopsida; Fabales; Fabaceae. The record is from RefSeq and is a predicted model, not a curated record.
CACUCGCUCAAUAUUUUUUUGGAAGUUGAUAAAGUUGCUUACUUCUAUCAUUGUAAAUGUAGAAGAGGGGGUUCGAACAUAGCUUUCUUGUGGGUUAGGUUGGUAUGGGGGUGAAAAUGGGGAGAAAAUUUCUGUUUACUAUGUCUUUUCUCUGGUUUUCUUGAGAUGCAGUUUUUGUAUGAUUUUAAGGGCGUUUGGAUCUGGAAAGUGCUCUUGUAUACUUGGGACACGACCAUCCUCUUUCUAAAAUUGAAAAUUUUCAGGAACUAGUGCCAGAAUUAGUAAUGGGUUUUGCACUGUUUGUUUCGUAAUGCAAAAUUAUUUCUUUUUUCUGAGUGGCAAGUUGGUGUUGUUUCUCAAGGACUUGGGCAUGGUGGAAUUCUGAUUCACAAGGAAGAUAUAUUUGGGAGAUUUGAGAUUAAGUUGCAGUUUGAAGAUGGCGUUGGUGUCAGAGAAUUGACUUUGAGCUUCUCAGAGACUCCGCUGUAGUUGUAACCUCAUGAGGCGGAGUUGCUCUGAGGUACAUGUAGAAGUAGAAACAAGAUGAUUGAGCAGUUCAUCAAUUUCGUGAUUCGGCCUCCCAGGGCGGAGUAUAAUCCGGAGCAGUACCUAUGGGACAAGGAAUUCUCCCUUGCUGGAAGAACAUACCAAAGGCAGGAUUUGGAGCUCAAGAAUGCUAGAGGCCAUACUUUACAAUGUAGUCAUUAUCUUCCUUCUCCUUUCCCUGAAGAUACUUCUCUGCCUUGUGUAAUAUAUUGCCACGGAAACAGUGGAUGUAGGGCAGAUGCCAACGAAGCUGCUGUAAUUCUUCUUCCGUCAAAUAUUACUGUUUUUACUCUCGACUUCUCAGGAUCUGGCUUAUCUGAUGGAAACUAUGUUAGCCUUGGUUGGCAUGAAAAAGAUGAUCUCAAGAUGGUGGUGUCAUAUUUGAGAAGCAACAAACAAAUAUCACGUAUAGGUCUCUGGGGACGAUCAAUGGGUGCUGUUACUAGCCUUCUUUAUGGAGCUGAAGACCCUUCUAUUGCUGGAAUGGUAUUGGAUAGUGCCUUUUCAAACUUGUAUGAUUUGAUGAUGGAGCUUGUAGAUGUCUACAAAAUUCGGCUUCCCAAGUUCACGGUUAAAAUGGCUGUGCAAUACAUGCGGCGGGUUAUUGAGAAGAAGGCAAAGUUUGAUAUUAUGGAUCUAAAUUGUUUGCUGGUUGCACGGAAGACAUUCAUUCCUGUUUUAUUUGGACAUGGGAGUGAUGACAAAUUCAUUCAGCCCCACCAUUCUGAUCUUAUAUCUGAAUCCUAUGCGGGUGAUAAAAAUAUCAUAAAAUUUGAUGGUGACCAUAACUCUUCUAGGCCACAGUUCUUUUAUGAUUCGGUUUCUAUUUUCUUCUAUAAUGUCCUCCACCCUCCUCAAGUUUCUAGAGCUGAUAAGCUUGAGAAAUAUUAUGAUUUGGGGGAUUUGAAACUUGGUUCUGGCGUGAAUGAGAACCUAAUAUAUGAGAUACUCUCUAGUCUUCGAUCUGCAACUGCUGAUGCUGCAAGCUCAUCUUCUGCUCUUCCAACAAUUUCAACUACAAAAUCAGUUACUGAACUUCUAUCAGAAGUUGCACCAUCUGCUGAUCUGGAAUCCGUGUUUACAGAAGAAAUUGCGCAUGACAACAAUGAGCCUACAAAUGAUGUACAGGAUAAGGUAAAUGAUCAAACUGAAGAUUGUUUCUCAUGUACAAGCUCAAACAGAGAAAGUUGGGGCAGAUGUUCUUCUUUAGGAGGCAGUGAUGAAGAAUCUUGUGCAGAUUUAAGGGCUGAUAACCUCCCUCAGAAUACAUUGGAUGUAUUUGCAACACCUUUGAGAAGCAUGAAAGAGAAGUGUUCAGAGGCAAAAGAAGAUGAAAAGAAGCUCAAGAAGAACAAGAGCAAGAUCAAGAAGAAGAAAAAGAAGAAAGGCGAGACAGCUGACAAAAAGGGGAAGGGUGACAGGUUCGAGAAGCUGGAGGCUCUGAGUAGACGACUGCGGCAUUGCCUUCUAAAGGGAUCAAUCCAUCGAAGACACGAGUCCUCUUGAACAUUUGUAUCAUACUGACUGACUGACUGACAGACAGACAUUCUUCAUGUCUAAUUCUGAAGUUCUUUGAGCAUCUAUGUGAUCCUGUAUUUGUUAUAGCCACUCCUUGGAAUUUGGUUUUAUUGGUUUGUAAUUGUAGGCAGUCAGUCCUUGUUAAUAUUAAUAUUGGUUCCACUUUGGCUUUGUUCUCUCA